GAAAAACAUGGCGGCGCCCAGUGAGUCGUAAACAUUUGUUUUGGAAGGGAAAACACACUUUUACGAGCAUUAGAUAUGCUGCAGACCACCAAGUCAGCAGCGGAGGUUGCGUCCCGGCUGAGCGGGGUGUUCGCUGUGUACAAACCUCCCGGGCUCAACAGCAGCAAGAUGAUCGCUUCCAUCAAGGAAAACCUGGGGAAAGAGAUCACGGCCACGUUCCCCUGGGAGCCCCACAGACACGACUACAGACUGCUGCCCUCUCCUGACGACCCCACCCAGCUGACCAGAGUGGACAUCCCAUCACUCUUCAAACACCCACUAGUGAAAGGUCAUGAAAAAGUGCCCAUGUACUGUCAGUUUCCGCUGGACACCCUUUCUUCUGGUGUUGUGGUUUUAGGUAUCAGAGAUGGUAUAAAGAAGGUCCGUGCCAUGUUCGACGCUCACUACUCUAGGCAAUACAUAGUUGAGGGGAAGUUUGGCCUGGCUACAGACAACCAUGAUGCCUCAGGGAAGGUGGUGGAGAGAACUACAUAUGACCACAUCAGUGGAGAGAAGCUGGCCAGGGUCGUGUCCUUCCUACAGAGGAACCACCAGAACCUCACCACAGAGUAUGCAGGAGUGGACAUCCAGAGCCAGGAGGCGUACGAGCUAGCCUCCCAGGGCCUGCUGCGACCUCGGAUGACCUCCCCUCCCCUGGUGCUGGCCAUGAGAUGUCUGGAGUACAGGCCUCCAAACUUUACACUGGAGGUCCAGUGUGUCCACGAGACCCCCCAGUGGCUGAGAAAGCUGGUCCAUGACAUCGGUCUGGAGCUGAGGUCCACGGCAGUGUCUACCAAAGUCCGCCGGACGCGGGACGGGUACUUCACGUCAGACGACGCCCUUCUCAUCAAACACUGUAAAUAUGAGUUCGUCGCAGAAGCCAUCGAGAGAUCCAGACAUUUGGUGUCGUGGAAGAAGCUGAAACCUGGAAGCAACUUUGCCAGGAAGGACAGUGAACUGAAAAGUGAAGAACUUCAUGAAGAAGACAGAUAACAAGAAUUUAGAUGCGCUGUCAGAUACAAUUAUAUAUUACCAACUUGAAGGGAUAUAGAUGAAUAAAUGAAUAAAUACAUUUGUACCAAGGGAUAGAAAUGGAUACACAAUCUCUCGCUGUCAGCUCAUUGGGCCUCCUAGCUGCCUGCCCAGUGGAAGAGCUGCUAGAAGCAUGAUUUAGUCAGGCUAAAGAUGUGUUUAUCAUCAAACACUGCAAGUAUGAUUAUGUCGCCGAAGCCAUUGAGAGAUCCAGACAUUUGGUGUCGUGGAAGAAGCUGAAACCUGGGAGCAACUUUGCUAGAAAGGACAGUGAAAUUAGAAGUGAAGAAGAACUACAUGAAGAUGACAGAUGACAAACAAUGGAGAUGCAGUUGCUGUCAGAUAUCAUAUUACGAAGGGACAGAAUUUGCUUCACAAUUUCUUGCUGUCAAGGGGCUGACCGGGCCUCCUUUUAGGGUCCUGCCCAGUGGAAGGACUGCUAGAAGCAUGAUUUAGUCAGGCUAGAGAUGCACAUCUCAUCAAACACCGCAAAUAUAUGAGUUUGUGGCUGAAGCCAUCGAGAGAUCCAGACAUCUGGUGUCAUGGAAGAAACUGAAACCUGGGGACAACUUUGCCAGCAAGGACAAUGAAGUUAAAAGUGAAGAUGUACUGCCUGAAGAAGACAGAUGACAAACAAUGUAGAGAUACACAACCUCUUGCUGUCAGGUGGCUCAUUGGGCCUCCUUCUAGGGUCCUGCCCAGUGGAAGGACUGCUAGAAGCAUGAUUUAGUCAGGCUAGAGAUGCGUUUCUAAUAAAACACUGCAGAUACAAGUACAUUGCAGAAGCCAUCGAGAGAUCCAGACAUCUCGUGUCAUGGAAGAAGCUGAAACCUGGGGACAACUUUGCCAGGAAGGACAGUGAACUUAAAAGUGAAGAUGUACUGCAUGAAGAAGACAGAUGACAAACAAUGUAGAUACCAUAUUACCAAGGGAUAGAAUCAGAUACACAACCUCUUGCUGUCAGGCAUCUCAUUGGGCUUCCUUCUAGGAUCCUGCCCAGUGAAAGAGCUGCUAGAAGCUGAUUUAGUCAGGCUAGAGAUGCAUUCUCAUUAAGCACUGCAGAUAUGAGUACGUUGCUGAGGCCAUUGAGAGAUCCAGACAUCUAGUGGAUGAAGCUGAAACCUGGGGACAACUGUCUUUGCUAGGAAGGACAGUGAACUGAAAA
This is a messenger RNA of Branchiostoma floridae (Florida lancelet), 2236 nucleotides long. Its product is annotated as mitochondrial mRNA pseudouridine synthase Trub2-like. Lineage: Eukaryota; Metazoa; Chordata; Leptocardii; Amphioxiformes; Branchiostomatidae. The record is from RefSeq and is a predicted model, not a curated record. Gene Ontology annotation, biological process: RNA processing; pseudouridine synthesis. The transcript is spliced from 9 exons. The coding region runs from base 76 to 1032 and encodes 318 amino acids. Gene Ontology annotation, molecular function: pseudouridine synthase activity; RNA binding.